AUGUCAUCGUGUACCCCCUACACGGAGGAUGAUGACAGAAAUGUGGGCAAAUACUCCGAUCAUGUGUCCGUGUGGCUUGAUUCUCAUAUCGGCGAACCAGAAAAUAAUCGCGAAUUGAAAGCUUUAUUCCGUAAGAUCACUCAACCGUUAGAAACGUUGACAACAGCCGAAGCAAAUAUUGAUGAGCCUAUCAUGCUUGAUGAUGUUGUUCUAAGGUCGUUGCAAGAGACCGUCUAUCGUUUGGAAAUAUUCGACAAGGAAGACACAUGUCUUGAAUUUAUUCACGCGAAUGGCGAUAAACAAAUAUUUUUUAUUUCAUCCGGUUCAAUGGGCAGAGAGAUUGUACCAAAAAUCGCUGAUCUAUCACAACUCAAAAGCAUCUUUAUAUUCUGUGGUGAUAUAUCGCAUAAUAGCGUAUGGGCAAUGGACUAUCAAGAGAAAAUCAUGGCGAUGGUGACACACCAAGAUGAUCUUCUCCUUCAUCUAACCAAAUGUAUUGCCGAAUAUUUGAAAAAUAAAGGCGAUGUUUACAUGAAUAAUGAUGAGAUUUUUAAGGCCAAAAAUUGUUUCGCAUGGUCAAAAAAAUUGUUAUUGAGAGCUGAACAAUAUGGUCACACACGUUUGCGUAAUGAACUGAAAAAUAUUGAAGACAAAAUUUUAUGGGCAGAAACAGGCCAAGCGUCAUAUUGUGCUUAA
Messenger RNA from Didymodactylos carnosus, 696 nucleotides. The record is from the annotation of a GenBank genome assembly. NCBI's taxonomy places the organism in Eukaryota, Metazoa, Rotifera, Eurotatoria, Philodinida, Philodinidae.